UCCCGUUUCCCAGCAGCAGAGGGCGCCUCUUGCUCCCGUGUCCAGCCUGCUGGGGCUGGGGAGAAGAGAGGGAGCUAAAGCACGAGCGGCUCCUGCCACGUAUUCCUCCCGGCCGCGGCGGUGAGGCAGGAAGCCGAGGUUAGUGGGUCAGAGAAGAACUCUGGUCUGCCUGGAAUCUCCUGGGUUUUCUGGCUGGGUUUUUUGAAGAACUGAGGGCAAACUAAGGGUCUGAGACUGGAUUUAAAUUUAAGAAGGUCUUCACUCAGAAAGCAGCAAGUCCGAAGCAGGAAGAACUAGACACCUUUCUUAACACCCAGUUCCGGGAACGCUUUCCCAGGGUCCUCCUGGUAAGGAUGAGGCAGCUCAAAGGGAAACCCAAGAAGGAGACUUCAAAAGAUAAGAAGGAGCGGAAGCAGGCCAUGCAGGAGGCACGGCAGCAGAUCACCACCGUCGUGCUGCCCACACUGGCUGUGGUGGUGGUCCUGAUCGUGGUGUUUGUCUAUGUUGCCACGCGCCCCACCACCACUGAAUGAGCCAUGCCCCACCCCACCUCAGGACUGGAGAGGGGACUAGAUCAGUAGAGAAAAAGGAGGCAGAGAAGAAAAGCCAAAAAGAAAAAAAAAAGAUUGCUUCCAAUUUCAGAGACUUUAUUGAUACUGAGCCUGAAGCUCCCUAUGUUCUCUGGCCUUGGGCUUGAUUAAAGUUUCUCAGUUCUCUUGGAAUGUAAUAGGAAAUGUAUUAUCAGUGAAUGUGCCAUACACUUUAUGGUCCACUUCAUGUGCCUUUCAGACUUAAAAAAGGGGUGUUUCUUUCUAAAAGCGAUGUAUAUGUAGCUCCACCUGGAGAAGGGAGAAAUCUGCCGUGCCAUCAAUCUGUAUGAAUGAAUCAGCUUCCACUCAUCCCUGUCACCUAGAGCAUAAUCUUUCAUACAUGCGCUUCACCACUUCCAAAGGGACUGUAAGUCUCUGUGCUUCAUGUGAUUUGAAAUAUAUCAACUCAAAGGUGAAAUAUUUAUUUUUGGAAUAAAGGAGAUUAUAGCCUUAAA
This is a messenger RNA of Dromiciops gliroides (monito del monte), 1045 nucleotides long. It is a transcript of the gene SMCO4, whose product is annotated as single-pass membrane protein with coiled-coil domains 4. The record is from RefSeq and is a predicted model, not a curated record. Bases 354 to 533 code for a protein of 59 amino acids. The transcript has 4 exons. NCBI's taxonomy places the organism in Eukaryota, Metazoa, Chordata, Mammalia, Microbiotheria, Microbiotheriidae.